Messenger RNA from Heterocephalus glaber (naked mole-rat), 4848 nucleotides. RefSeq names its product transmembrane protein 80 (gene Tmem80). The record is from RefSeq and is a predicted model, not a curated record. Gene Ontology annotation, cellular component: ciliary transition zone. Gene Ontology annotation, biological process: non-motile cilium assembly. NCBI's taxonomy places the organism in Eukaryota, Metazoa, Chordata, Mammalia, Rodentia, Bathyergidae.
CCGAGAGGCUGCCGGGAUCGUGGCGGACCCGACGGCAAGAUGGCGGCCGCACGGCCGGGUGAGCGGGCGGGGCCGCGCGGUCGCCAUGUAGCUGUGGUCCCGCUGUCUCGGCGCAAGCCACGAGCACAGGACUGGCGCCUCCGAUUCCCCGCCACUCCGCCGUACUGGCCCUGGCGGACGCAGCCCCCUUCAUUCAGACAUUUGCGGCGGACGCCCUGGCGCCGCGCCCGGGCCUGGGAGGGAGGGGUACGAUUUUGUCUGCUUGGCGAGGACCUUCCCGAGCACACCCACCUGGGACGCACCUAAGCAAAUCCGCGGUUCACCCCGGCGUACCCGUGGCUCACCUGUGCGCACACUGGACACACGUGCAGCAUACCUGGGCACACUCUGGGCUCGCCCCUGCAUACACUUACAGCACACUGCACAUCUGUGACUCGCCCCAACCAUGCUUGGGUGCCCUGGCUAGGAGCUGUCCCUGCCUUGGUGGUGUCUGAGGCCUGGGGCUCUUGCACGGCUGGCGCCAAGCAGCGUCCCUGGAUGAGAAGCAGAGGUGGGCAGGGCCAGGCACCAGCAGCCCAAGUGGGAAGCUGGUCACAGCCUUUGCAGGCCUACGCACAUCCAUCGCUGUUCUCCCGAGUUCCUCCCUGAUCUUUAUCCAGUUUUAGGAUUAGCACAAUGUUGAGUUCCUAAAAUGAGGAGAGCAGUGUCCCUUCUUUUUUCUGCUUUAAAUGUUUGAUAUAAUUUAUCAGUUAAAAUGUGUAUGAGCCUGCUGUUGUCAUAUAGGUAGGUUUUCAAGUUAGGAAUAUACUUUCUUUAAUAGGUGCUAUUCAAUUUUAUAUUUCCUCCAGAGUUAGUUUCAUUAAUUUGUCUUCCAAGGUUAAAAAAAAAAAGAGUUCCUCCCUGGAACACAUUUUGGGUGUGUUGGGUGUGUCUGGUGGUGCAACACUCCCUACACUGGGGCUACCUGAGCGGCUUCUGCCACAGCACCAGUGGCUAUGACAGUACCCACCACUCCAUCUGGGACUAGUCUUUAUUCCGAGGUAACUGAAUAACAUUUGUGAUAAAUUUAAAGAUCCCGUGUGGGUUGGGGCCUUGGAAUUACUGUCACAGCACUAGUUAAAGGCCUGGUUUCCAUAUCCCUUGCUAAGAGGAUGCACUAAGCAUUGGCAGGCCACCCCACAAAGAACUACCUGUCACCUUACAGAGGGUUUCCAAAUUGCCAGCCCUUGUUUGGAAGUCCUCUGCAAAUUAGAUUUGCUUCUGUAUUUUCAUUUGCUUAAAAAAAAAAAAUUAAGAGGUGGGGCUCUAGCUCUGUGGUAGAGAACUUUCUUUGCAUGCAUUAGGCCUUGGGUUCAUUUCUCAGUACAGCAAAUAUUAAAAAUAAAAGUUUAUAUCAGACAGCAUCUCUUCCCAAUCUUCCCCAGUACACCAGGGAAAACAUUCGUUCUCCUUUACUUCUACAUUGUUGGUAGUCAUGUGGUGACUACAUUAAAUCAUUGGCAAUAAGUGUUAAGUCCCAAAGCCAGUCCAAAUACAUUAAGUCAGAAUGAGCUCCUUUAGGUCUGAAAUUGUUGGGACUACAGGUCUGACUGUACCUGACCUUUGUGUUAAUUAUUCAGAUGCUAUGUCACAUGAGGUUUUGGUUUUGGGGUUUUUUUGGUACCAGGGAUCAAACUUGGGUCCUUGCGCUUACAAGGCAGGCGGAACCACUGAGCUAAAUCACUGGCCCACACAUGAGGUUUUUACACAGGUUUUUAUGAGGUUUUGUUUCCUAAUCCCCACAAUUUUGACCUGUAAUAAUGGGCAACUAUCAUUUGCAAUGAUUCUGAUGGUAGCUUUUUUAUUAUUUUAUUUUUCCUGUGUUAGGGAUUGAAGCCAGGGCCUCCCUCAUGUUGGGCAGUUGCUGUAUCAAUGAGCCACUCCCCUGGCUCUGACACCAACCUUUAAGAGAAGGGUCAGGAGUGAGGAAAACCUCAUUUAAUGUGAAACCCCCAAUUAAUAUGAAACUGACCCAAAUAAUGACAGGUAUUGAGGUAACCUAGUUCAGCUGGGGCUGGAAAAGAGCAGAUCAGAUUUAAAGAGCACCUGCUGUAAGGUGAUGCUGCGCCUUCACCUUCAGCUUCCUGCUUCUGCACGUGUGCCUGCUAGGAGCCAAGGCCAGGGUCUGUUACUGACAUCCUGAGUUUACUGACCUGUGACGCCUGCCCACGAGAGAGUCCACAGCUCUGCCUCAAAGACGCAGUCUGGUCCAGGUCACAUCCCCUUCCAGGCACCAGCCAAAGGGGUCCUCAGGACAGGGGCUGUGCACCUCCCACAGGAUGGGAAAGACACCUGUGGCAGGGUGGGUGGAGGACUGAGGCUGCACAUUUGAUGGCUCAUUUGGGACAGGUUCUCUCCACAGGGAUAUUCUAGGGAAAUGGAUCAAAUUCCAGAGCAGAGCAAAUGUCUAUGACCAAUUCAGAAAAAUGAUUUCUUAGAGGUCACAUGAGAAAGCAGGUGGUUGUAACUGCAUACAUGUGGCACGUGCAGAGAUCACACAUGGUGAAAAGCACUCCUGGGUUUACCCUCAGGCACUUUGCUCUGAAGUGUGAGUCUCACCUUUCCUGUCUAGUCUGGCCUCGGGCAGGUCAGAGGUUCCACCUCUGACCCUGCCCUGUGCUCCAGGGUACAGGCUGUCCCUGGGCUCUGGGGAGGCUUAGAUGAUGAUGUCCUCCUCAAAGGGACGGAUGCACAGGUGACGGCAGAGACUUAGCUACAGGCCCUGUAAUGUGCACUUCCUCCUGUAACUAGGAGCUCAGUGGAGUGAGACUAUCAGCUCGGUACUGCGAGGCCCAGGAGAGCAUCUUAUAGGACUGGGCCUCACUGACCACCCUUUCUCUUCCAGGGAGAGGCUCCUCCUCGGUGGUAUCCUGCAGUGGCUGCAUCCUGCUCUCUCUGCCAGGUCCUGGCUCUGGCAGGCAGCCCCUUGGGGCUGAUCACGGCUGGCAGCCAGGUCUCUGCCUUUUCCUCUUAUGCCCACCCCACCUUUUCCUUACAUUUUUAUGGUGACUUAAGAGGGAGGGGUGUUCUGACAGUGGAGAGAGCUGGUGAAACUUCCUCUGAGCGAGGUGUCGGGGCUCCAUUGCCCACCUCCACCCCCUCAGCUCUGUUCCUGGUACAAGCCUGGUGCCCCAGGGAGACUCCGCUCUCUACCAAGGGCCACCAGGCAGAAAGAUGGAAACCCCUCACUUUGGAUGGCCAUAGACUCCUUCUAGUGUGACUGCUGAAAAGUAAACAAUGUUAGGAAAUUGCCAGAGGACAUUUAUCUGCCCCCAAACUGAGAUAUGUUUCCCUGUAGAACACAACAGUACUGCUCUUUUUCUAUGUGGAACAAGUGCCAAGUGAGGUCACCCAGAGCUCCAGGUGGAGCCCCACCAGCCUCAGGGCCUGUGCUCCACCCAUGCUCUGGUGGGGUAGGAAGGCUCCUGCCUUGCCCUUGUGCCCAUCAGGACCUGGCACGGUCGUGGGACCCAGGUAGGAGCCAGUGCUGCACCUCCAUGUCCACCUGCACACGUCCACCUGUCAGAGCUGGAAGCGGAUGUGCUUGUCUGUGGCCACGGGACCGAUGGCAGAACCCGCCCCUCUGGUUUGGCUGCCUGGGCAGGUUCACCCCAGAGUGCUGAGCUGGAGGACCCUUGACCACCUGCCAGCUCUCCUCAGUUCCUCUUCAGAUGCUGUUUCAUCUCAGCGGGAUAUACUGCGCCCUGUAUUUUCUGGCCACACUCCUGAUGAUCGUAUAUAAAAGCCGGGUUUUCAGCUGUCCUCACAGCUACCUGGGCCUCGACCUGAUGCUGCUGUCUCUGAUGGGGCCUCUGGAAGCAGCGAGGCUGCACCUGGGCAUGAAGGGCAACCUGACAGAAGCUGAGGUGCCACUGGCUGCCAGCGUGGCCCUCACAGUGGGCAUCGGGCUACUUUCUGUCUACUUCCUUCUCUGGCAGACCAUGGUGCUGUGGGCAGACUGGGUUCUCAGCACCACACUCCUGGCACUGCAUGGCCUGGAAGCCGCCCUGCAGGUGGUGGUAAUCACAGCCUUUGUCAGAUAAACCCAGCCCACCACUGUCCUGCUGGUGUACCAUGAGCAGUUUAUCUUUGCAGGCAGAAAGAACUAGGGCAUACUGUUGGGGGCCCAGGCAUUGAGCACAGCUUGGGGGGACCCCCGGGGAGCCCACUCAGGCCCUGUACCGGUCCUAGCUUCAGCAGACCGGCCACCACUGACCACCAGGAUCCAGGGAGGACAGAGCCCUUCAGACAUGAGAUCACCCUGGGGUGGUCCAGUGGCUCCGCCCUGUCACUUCCCCUGAGAAACACGCCCUCGUGUUUCUGCAUCCAUCCCAGGGCGAGCUGGUCACGCACAGUCCCGUGUAUCCGCACACAGCAGCUCUCAUCAGCCUGUACUCCCCACUCUGUCCUUAUCCGUGUCCUGAAAGCCACUUUUCUCUGCUGCCCCAGGGAGCACCCCACAGGGCUGCUGUGUGCCAAAGUCUCACCUCAGCCACCUCCUCCUCCUGGGGGUCCGGGCAGGUAGAAAUUCCUUCUGUCUGAGGUCUCUGAGCCGCACUACACUACAGUAAUAGCUGUGCUUGCCACUGAACAAACUCCAUCUCACAUCUAACUUUUUUCCAUCCUCAGACUUAAAGCCUAGUGCUGCUUAGUUGGCUGGGAAUGUAGCUCAGUGGUACGGCACCUGCCUGGCAAGUGUGAGGUCCUGAGUUCAAUCCCCAGCACCAAAAAUAACAUUUGGGGCUGGGGAUGUGGCUCAGUGGCACCGCACUUGCCUGGCAAGUGCAAGGUCCUGGGUUUGUUCCCCAG